UUAUCGUAGUAGGUUUCCUGUCCCUGACCUGUAAGUAGGCCUACUUUGCAUAGGCAAAUUGGGUUCCAAGCCUGCCCUAGAAAUGUCUGCAUGAAAACAGCAAACAAGGUCAAGUUGGUAUCAAUUCUACACCACGCUGUUACACCUGGGACACCAGUACAGUGAUAAAAGUUGGAUAUGGCUGGUGAAAUGAUAAACGGCAUGUUGCUGUGCAGGUGUCGCGGCCACCUGUGGCCCACCAUGGAACUAUGGCCCAAGGGGUACGACUGGAACAAGUGGUUUGAGGAGUUGGACAAUAACUUUGCUGCCAGACCUGACGACCUUUAUAUUGCGUCUUUCCCCAAAUCUGGUCAUCACUGGUCUUUCGAGUUCAUCAACAUGAUAUACAAUGGCAAUGCAGACAGCGUGAACAAAUCAAAACUAGAAAACUUCUUUGAAAUGCACGAGAUAAGAGAAAUCGAAGAAAUGCCCUCUCCUAGAAUACUUAUGACCCAUUUACCCUAUGAUACCAUGCCACAGGAUGUAAUCAACAAGAAAUGCAAGAUUAUCUGCAUCAUGCGGAAUCCAAAGGACGUGUGUGCGUCUCACUUCAACCACGUUCGCGGGAUAGCCGAGUAUAAAUAUGAUGGGGACUGGAACCAUUUCUUCGAGCUUUUUCUGAAAGGAGAAGUUGAAAACGGCCCUUGGCUCAGUCAUGUAAAAGAUUGGUGGACACACUGCAAAGAUAACCCAAACGUUCUUUUCCUGAAAUACGAGGACAUGAAGCAUGAUCUAUUUGCUAAUAUCAAACGGGUGGGAGAAUUCCUAGGAAAAACGUACGACGACGAUCUUUAUCGUAAAAUGGCGGAGAACUCUAACUUUGAUGUAAUGAAGAAAAACGCAAAAGCUAAGGAGCUUCCAGGGAUAUUCAAAACAACAGAUGGCACUUUCUUUCGCAAGGGGAAAAUUGGCGACUGGAAGAACUACUUUACUGUUGCACAAAAUGAAAGAUUCGACGCUGUUAUAGAAAAAGAACUGAAAGAUACUGGACUGAAAUUCCAAUAUGAGUGACGAUGCAGUCACCCGUAUGAGAGCAUGAAGGCGGGUGAUCUUUGUGUGCACUCACCAGAUACAACUCUGGAAGGAUAUCGUGCGUUCUGCAGAAAAUAACAACUUACAAUCAUACUAGCGGGGAAGCAGUUUUAAAAAAAGUGCUUUAUAUGUUCUUAAGUUGCAAUUUUUCAGUAUUUUUGUUGCAGGAGUAGCUUCCUUCGCUCGCGAAGGCAAAUUCUUUAAGAAGGAAAAUAUUAAGAAUGUAUUGCAUUGAAAUGAACAGCGGGCCUGUUGAUAUUAAUGGCAGUUCAGUCAGAAAGUUAAAUGUGAAAUAGACAUUUGAUAUAGAAAAAAAAUACUGAACAGAAUAGCGUGAUAGUAAAAGAACUAAUCCGGUUUGUUAUUUGGGUAGUAGGCCUAUAUUGAUUAGGCUAGAUUUUUUGGACAAGCAGCACACAUCACUUAGCACAUUCUGAUUUCUCAACAACUGCAAUAUUGUCAAUACCACAAACACAUCGUUCAUCACCUAUUGAAAUCUUAGUCAU
Lingula anatina is the source of this 1577-nucleotide messenger RNA. Its product is annotated as sulfotransferase 1C4. The record is from RefSeq and is a predicted model, not a curated record. Lineage: Eukaryota; Metazoa; Brachiopoda; Lingulata; Lingulida; Lingulidae. Gene Ontology annotation, molecular function: sulfotransferase activity.